AUGGCUGCGCCACACACCCCACGGCCCCGCCUGCCGCACGGCGCCCCGGCGCUCCUGCUCCUCCUCACGGCUCUCGCCGCCGCCACCGCCUGCCACCACCUGCGGCCCCGCCACGCCACCUUCCCCUGGGACAGCCUCCAGCUCCUCCGGGCCAUGGCUCCCAGCCCCACACAGCCCUGCCACCACCAGCACGCGCCCUCCUUCCCCAACACCCUCCUCAACACCCCCCGCUCCCAACAACCCGCCGCCGCCCUCACCAUCCUCCAGCACCUCUUGCAAAUCCUCAGCAGCAACAGCAUCCCCCAACACUGGCACAACCAGGCACGGGAACACCUCCUCAACAGCCUCCACCACCACAGCCAGCAGCUCCAGCAGUGCCUGACACCCAACAGGAUGCUCUUCCGAACACAAGGACCCCGCAACCUGCUGCUCACCAUCCACAAAUACUUCGGGGACAUCCAGGACUUCCUCCGCACCCACAAUCACAGCGCCUGCGCCUGGGACCACGUCCGCCUCCAAGCUCACAUCUGCUUCCAAUACAUGGACCAACUCCUAGGGCAGGUGAAGAGCCAAAGCGCUCUGCCCUCCACCAAACCCGCCUGCGCCCAACACCCAUUCCCAGCCAACACCAGCGGCUGCAGACGGAGCAGAGGCCGCAGCAGCCCGGGCUGGGAUCGCUCAGCACCGCUCCCAGACAGGAGCCGACGGCCACAAGGGAAUACAGGGCAGAUAAAACUAACAGGAGGCAAUGUAGGGCCACUGAUGAAUGAGCUGGGUGCCCUGCUGACAGAAGACACAGAGAAGGCAGAGUUCCUGAACGCCUUCUUUGUCUCUGUCUGCUCUGCCGGAGGCUGGCCUGAGGAGCCCCGUACCCCUGAGGCCCCACAGGAAGGCAGGACAAUGGAGGAGUUUGCCAUGGUUGAUGGGGACUGGGUUAGGGAGCAAAGAAGCAAGCUGGACAUCCAUAAAUCCGUGGGUCCGGAUGGGAUGCACCCGCGGGUGCUGAGGGAGCUGGCUGAGGUCGUUGCUGAACCACUCCCCAUCACCUUUGCCAAGUCUUGGGAGACGGGAGAGGUGCCUGAGGACUGGAGGAAAGCAAAUGUCACUGACGUGGACCGCAAACUGGCUGAAGAGAAGAAGCCCGAGAGUCGUGAUCAAUGA
Messenger RNA from Columba livia (rock pigeon), 1161 nucleotides. RefSeq lists its product as uncharacterized. Gene Ontology annotation, molecular function: cytokine receptor binding. NCBI's taxonomy places the organism in Eukaryota, Metazoa, Chordata, Aves, Columbiformes, Columbidae. Gene Ontology annotation, biological process: defense response. The record is from RefSeq and is a predicted model, not a curated record. Gene Ontology annotation, cellular component: extracellular region.